AGAUGUCCGAUAAUUCGCUGCCAGCCGGAUGGGAAAAGCGUCAGAGCCGCUCGAAUGAUCGCGUCUACUACUUCAACACGGCCACCGGCCGCAGCCAAUGGGAGCGCCCAGACGAGUCGGCGUUUGGAAAAGGAAGCGAGCUAAAAUCCGUCCAAUGCCUUCAUUUGCUCGUAAAACACGAUGGAAGCCGUAAUCCAUCGUCUUGGCGGUCCGAUCACAUCACAAGAUCCAAGGAUGACGCGAUUAACAUCCUCAAAAAUUACGAAAAGGAGCUGAAAGAUGCGUCGAACAUUGAGGGAAAAUUCCGUGAACUCGCCAAACAAUUCAGCGAUUGCAGUUCGGCAAAACGUGGCGGAGAUCUUGGGCCAUUCGAACGUCGUCAAAUGCAGAAACCAUUCGAAGACGCCUCAUUUGCACUGGAAAUUGGAGAAAUGUCUGAUAUUGUGGAUACUUCAUCCGGUGUUCAUCUCAUCUAUCGUAUCAAAUAAAUUGCCUGGAAAAAUCGAUAUUUUAUUGUUUUUUUUCUUCAGUAUUUUUACUAAAAAUCGAUAUUUUAUUGAUUUUCUGACCAUUUUCUUGGAAAAAUCGAUAAUUUAUUGAUUUUUUUAUUGAAAAAUCAAUUUUUAAUAGAAUUUUCACUGAAAAAUCGAUAAUUUAUUGAUUUUUUUAUUGAAAAAUCGAUUUUUUUAAAGAAUUUUCCCUAAAAAUCGAUAUUUUAUUGAUUUUUUAUUGAAAAAUCGAUUUUUUUUUUCGGUAUUUUCACUGAAAAAUCGAUAUUUUAUUGAUUUUAUCGAGAGUUUUCACACUAAAAAAUCGAUAAUUUAUUGAUUUUUUUAAUUGAAAAAUCGGUUUUUAUAGAAUUUUCACUAAAAAAUCGAUAUUUUAUUGAUUUUUUUUAUUGAAAAAUCGAUAACUUAUUGAUUUUAUUGAGAGUUUUCACACUAAAAAAUCGAUUUUUGACCAUUUUCACUGAAAAAUCGAUAAUUUAUUGAUUUUUUAUUGAAAAAUCGUUUUUUAAAAGAAUUUUUACUAAAAAUUCGAUAUUUUAAUGAUUUUUUUUGGACUAAAAAAAUUGAUUUUUUUUUUGAAAUUCUCCGCGAAAAAUGAUAAUUUAUUGAUUUUUUCAGUAUUUUCACUAAAAAAUCGAUAAUCUAUCGAUUUUUGACCAUUUUCCCUAAAAAAUCGAUAUUUUAUUGAUUUUUUAAAUUGAAAAGUCGAUAAUUUAUUGAUUUUUCCGCUGCUAUUCCUCCAGAUAUCUCAGUUUUUCCCCCAUUUUUCGCUCUCUACUUUUUUUUUGAAUUUUAUUUGCAAAAUGUACCUUUGAUUAAAUUUCCAUAUAGUAUUUUUUUUUCGAUGAAAAUUUUUU
Molecule: messenger RNA, 1366 nt
Organism: Caenorhabditis elegans
Lineage: Eukaryota; Metazoa; Nematoda; Chromadorea; Rhabditida; Rhabditidae
Gene: pinn-1
Product: Peptidyl-prolyl cis-trans isomerase
Exons: 5
Coding region: 3-488 (161 amino acids)
Molecular function (GO): peptidyl-prolyl cis-trans isomerase activity; isomerase activity
Source: RefSeq, marked reviewed